AUGGGCCCCCCCCCCAACUUCCAGGGCUACCUCAAGGGGGCCCUCAGCCGCGCCUCUUUGCUGCUGCAGUCGGCCCUGGGGGCCCCCCGCGGACCUCCCUCAGGAGGGGGCCCCAGCAGGGGCCCCCCGCCUCCCAGGGGGGCCCCCAAGGGGCCCCCGCGGGGGGCCCCCGGAGGGGCCCCCGGGGGGCCCCCGCGGGGGGCCCCCGGGGGGCCCCCCUGGGGGGCCCCCCCCUCGCUGGCAGCAGCAGCAGCUUCGCUCCGUGGGCGGCUCGCAGCAGCAAACGAACAAGUGGGGUCUUGGGCGCUGCGAGAGGCCCCCCCUGCCUUUCGUUUUAAGGGUACUAAGUAUGCAGCUUACCCCGGGGGGCCCCCCCGGGGGGGCCCCCCGGGGGGCCCCUGGGGGGGCCCCCGGGGGGGCCCCCUGGAGCAGCAAAAGAAAGCCAAUUUGCUGUCGCUGGGGCUGCUGCUGGGCUCUGCAUGCAUUUUGAUUUUUACCCCUUUGUACCUCAACAGCCUUUACGGACAAAGGCCCAGCAAGCAGCACUGA
Molecule: messenger RNA, 549 nt
Organism: Eimeria necatrix
Lineage: Eukaryota; Apicomplexa; Conoidasida; Eucoccidiorida; Eimeriidae
Exons: 1
Coding region: 1-549 (182 amino acids)
Source: RefSeq, a predicted model, not a curated record